AUGGGUUGGAUAAUUUUUGUUACAAAUGUCCAUGAAGAAGCGCAGGAGGAAGAUGUAAAAGAUCUCUUCAAAGAUUAUGGAAAUGUAUUAAAUAUGCAUUUAAAUCUUGAUCGACGAACUGGCUACUUUAAAGGUUAUGCAAUUGUUCAAUUUGAGACGCAAAAGGAAGCAGCUGAUGCUAUUGCUGGAUUGAAUGGCUAUGACUUUCUUGGUCAAGAAUUAUCAGCCGAUUGGUGCUUUGUUAAGGGAGGUCGUGACAAGAGACGUUAA
Meloidogyne enterolobii is the source of this 270-nucleotide messenger RNA. NCBI's taxonomy places the organism in Eukaryota, Metazoa, Nematoda, Chromadorea, Rhabditida, Meloidogynidae. The record is from the annotation of a GenBank genome assembly.